Messenger RNA from Dovyalis caffra, 1164 nucleotides. The record is from the annotation of a GenBank genome assembly. NCBI's taxonomy places the organism in Eukaryota, Viridiplantae, Streptophyta, Magnoliopsida, Malpighiales, Salicaceae.
AUGGCAUUGUUAAGGCCACAGUUGGAGAGAUUCCCGUCAACCAAGCUCCAUUAUGGCCCCUCUAGUACCAAAACCCCCAUUAGAAACAACUAUUCUUUUGCUACUAGGCCUAAAAGCCAAUGUUCUGCUAUAGCAAUAGAUGCCCCAUCUUCUUUAACUGAUGUAGCCGGAAUCCGGUGGGGGUCUACAAGCUUGCAAGGCCCACGUGAAGAGAUGGAGGAUGAUCUCGUAAUUCGAUCAGAUGGCCUUGAAGGGUUCUCCUUUGCAGCUGUUUUUGAUGGCCAUGCUGGUUUUUCUUCUGUGAAGUUCCUCAGGGAUGAGUUGUACAAGGAGUGUGUAGCAGCUUUACAAGGUGGUUUGCUAUUGAACGGAAAAGAUUUCAAUGCUAUUAGAAAGGCAUUAGAAGAGGCUUUCGAAAGUGUUGAUGCAAAAUUGUUAAAUUGGCUUGAGAAAGAUGGUGAGCAAGAUGAGUCUGGUUCGACAGCGACUGUUAUUUUCGUCGGAAACGAAAAGCUAGUCAUUUCACACAUUGGUGAUUCAUCUGUGGUCUUAUCUCGAUCGGGGAAUGUGGAAGUGUUAAAUGAUGCUCAUCGACCUUAUGGAAACAACAAAGUCUCUCUUCAAGAAAUCAGAAGAAUCAGAGAAGCAGGUGGAUGGAUUGUCAAUGGAAGGAUCUGUGGAGACAUAGCUGUAUCUCGUGCCUUUGGUGACAUGCGGUUCAAGACAAAGAAGAAAGAGAUGCUGGAGAAAGGAGUCGAGGAAGGGAGAUGGUCUGAAAAAUUUAGUUCUCGAGUACAAUUCAAUGGGGACUUGGUCAUUGCAUCUCCAGAGGUUUACAGAAUAGCUCUUGGGUCAGAUGCAGAGUUUGUAAUAUUAGCAUCUGAUGGUUUAUGGGAUUACAUGAACAGCUCAGAUGCAGUUGCUUUUGUCAGGAACCAACUUCGAAAACAUGGAGAUGUACAGCUAGCUUGUGAAGAACUUGCUCGGACAGCAAUUGAUCGCCGGACACAAGACAAUGUUAGCAUUAUCAUUGCUGAUUUAGGGCGGACAGACUGGCAAAAUCUGCCUCUCAAGCGACAAAAUGUUGUGUAUGAACUGGGCCAAGCUUUUGCUACCAUUGGUAUCGUUUCACUUGGAAUAUGGAUGUCAUCCUUGCUCUCUUAA